Messenger RNA from Miscanthus lutarioriparius, 579 nucleotides. The record is from the annotation of a GenBank genome assembly. NCBI's taxonomy places the organism in Eukaryota, Viridiplantae, Streptophyta, Magnoliopsida, Poales, Poaceae.
AUGGCAGUGCACGUUCCAUUUGAUGCCAAGCGUCUCAUCGGCAGGAGGUUCUCUGAUGCCUCUGUCCAGAGCGAUAUCAAGCUGUGGCCCUUCAAGGUCAUUUCUGGGCCUGGUGAGAAGCCAAUGAUUGUUGUCCAGCACAAGGGUGAGGAGAAGCAGUUUGCAGCUGAAGAGAUCUCCUCUAUGGUUCUCAUCAAGAUGCGUGAGAUCGCUGAAGCUUACCUUGGCAGCACGAUCAAGAAUGCUGUUGUGGCAGUCCCUGCCUACUUCAACGACUCACAGAGGCAGGCCACAAAGGAUGCUGGGGCUACCAGUGUUGGCGAGAAGAACGUCCUCAUCUUUGACCUUGGAGGUGGUACCUUCGAUGUCUCCCUCCUCAUCAUCGAGGAAGGUAUCUUUGAGGUCAAGGCCACAGCUGGUGACACCCAUCUGGGUGGUGAGGACUUUGACAAUAGGAUGGUCAACCACUUCAUCCAGGAGUUCAAGAGGAAGAACAAGAAGGAUAUCACUGGCAACCCGAGGGCUCUCAGGAGGCUGAGGACUGCUUGUGAGAGGGCGAAGAGGACUGAAAUAUGCUGA